Cladocopium goreaui is the source of this 666-nucleotide messenger RNA. Lineage: Eukaryota; Dinophyceae; Suessiales; Symbiodiniaceae. The record is from the annotation of a GenBank genome assembly.
AUGUACUACUCAAUCAGCUACCUCUUGGACUGUAUAGAUGGGUAUGCAGCUCGCGCCCUGAAUCAAGAAUCCAGGUUGGGCUACUACUUGGACAUGGUAAUUGAUCGAGUAUCAUCUUGCCUAUGUCUGCACUAUGCCGCCAAAUCAGUGCUGGAAGGUAAUACAUGUUUCACAGGAACUUCAGCGCUCCUGGUGGCCUUUACACUCAGAUGCCUCAUGGUUUUGGUAGAGAUCAUUGCGCACAGCUCGGUGAUGUUUCUCUCUGAGGUGCUCGGAGUGCACCAAAAGCAGAUGGGCUAUGACUAUGCCAUCGUGCGGAAAUACCUCAGCGACAAGAAAUACCUCUUCUGGUCAUGCCUCAGUUUCGAGUUGUUUGGCUUGAGUCUGGUGGUGGAACAUGCUGCUUCAAAGUAUGUGAUGCUCUUGGCCUUGCCGGGCUUUGUCUUCCGUGCGGCAGCGAACAUUUGCAGAUUGAUUGCGAUCAUCACGAAGAAGGAGCUCAGGAGAUGGAACUCAUUACGUGAAGAUGAGCAGGGCGCAAGUGGCUCAAGUGGAUCCAGGGAAAAGGUGCGACGAGGCUCUUCAGAUCGUUUGGGUAUUCAUCGGGCUGCCAGCCCUCAGAGUGCGCAGGUGGUCCGGCGUCGGAGCAGAAGCGAGUCACAAUGA